Molecule: messenger RNA, 1140 nt
Organism: Moesziomyces antarcticus
Lineage: Eukaryota; Fungi; Basidiomycota; Ustilaginomycetes; Ustilaginales; Ustilaginaceae
Exons: 1
Coding region: 1-1140 (379 amino acids)
Biological process (GO): resolution of meiotic recombination intermediates; double-strand break repair via homologous recombination
Cellular component (GO): nuclear body; RecQ family helicase-topoisomerase III complex
Source: RefSeq, a predicted model, not a curated record
AUGGCUGUCAAUCCGAAUGCACUGGCGGCAGUGAAGCGGCUUCUGUCUGCACGCUAUCCGACGCUCGAGGUUGAUCCUCAGUGGCUCGACAGAUGCAUCGCAGACGUGCGCCAAGGGGCCGCAGCUGUGCGUAACGGAUCAAACGAUCAGCUCGCACGCUCGGUGCGCCAGCAGCUCUUGGAGACCGACCUGGCGCAAGUGGUGCCGCCGUCGUACAGCCGCAUCGCGCCCGAAAAGCUUCGAGCGGCGAAUGGGAAGGUGGGCGACAGUGGCAGAGGAGCGGUGCUCGUGCAGAUCGAGAGCAUGAUCGACAUUGGCUGUUCCGCCGCCUCGCAGCUCGAGAUCGCCGAGGCACGCGUCGAGGCGCGUCGUUCCAACAAGGAUCCCAACGAAGCCUACACUGGCCUCAAACCUGCCGCGUCUGCGUCUUUAUCCUGGUCGGGUGCGGAUGCCAUGGCUGCGUUCGAUGCGCAGGAGGAGGGCAAAUCGCAGAGCAACACGAUCUACCCGCGACGCAUGCUCAAACUCGAGCUCUCGGACGGCGGCAGCAGCGCCAACGUGUGGGCGAUCGAGCUGGAGCGCAUCGGUGGCUUGGACAUGAACACGACCAAGAUGGGCAGCAAGCUGCUGCUGAAGGGCGCGCUGGUCAAGAACGGCUAUCUGCUCCUCACACCUGCGACGGUGAGCGUGGAGGGCGGCGGUGUAUCGGCAAAGCAGGCCGUGGCCGAGGAAAAGUUGAUUGCGACGCUUCGAGCCCAACUGGGUCCGCCACGCAGAAAGCGCGGUAUGCCGAGCCGGCCCCAAGCAGUCUCGAACCAAGCGCACGUCGGCAACGGCUCGAAUCACGCACCUAUGGCAGCGCCAGAUCGCUUCAGCCCGGACGAGGACGAGAGCAUGCUGCUUGCCGCACUGGAAGCCGAAGCCGAAAUCGACGAGGCGGCUGCGGUCCAGGUGGCCGAGCGAGACGCGCGGGUGCCACACGAGACGAAGCUAGACAGCGGCGGACCAGCGAACGGGCAUGCACAAGCUGGCCGAAGGCAUCAGGCGCCCAUCGUCAUGGUCGACAGCGACGAGGACGGUGAACUCGCAAGCACCGUGUGGCAUGAGACCAUCCUCAUCGAAUCGUCUCCCGAGCCAUAG